GUAAUUAGCGAUUCCAUGAAGUAAUCUUAAGUUAAGGAGUACAAGAGUGCCAUCAAGUUAACUUUAUCAAGAACAAGAAAUUGUAUACUUUAAGAGAAUUAAAAGAUUCGAGAGACUCUUUAUUAAGAAGAAAAGAGAAGGAAAGAAAAGAAGGAGGAAGCCAAAAAGUUAGAUGAAAUGAAAUCACAACAAUUUUAUAAGGAAAGAGUUUCUUAUGAAAAAAUGAUCGAAGAGAAGUUAAAGAAAUCUAGAGAAAAGCUUUUAUAAGAUGAGUAGAUGUUACAAAGUCGUUUAUAAGUAUGAAUUAGUUUAUAAUACUUAUAGGAAACUUAAAAUUUGCUAAGUAAAUCUUAAAAGAAAUUCAUGGAACUUCAGUCACAAAGUGUACACAGCAAAAGAUGA
This is a messenger RNA of Paramecium primaurelia, 402 nucleotides long. Lineage: Eukaryota; Ciliophora; Oligohymenophorea; Peniculida; Parameciidae. The record is from the annotation of a GenBank genome assembly.